AUGUCUUCUGCAGAAAUUACAGAUGUUGUACAGUUAAGCAAACAUUGCAGCGCCAGCAGUAGUGCUCAUCAGAUUCAGCCACGCUCAUCAGGAUCAACCUCUAGUUUCGUCUGUCCAUCACAGCUGAAGGCCAGUCCAACAUCAGAAAAUUGUUCUUUAACAGUUAUCGGAUGUCAGUCGCAAGGACAAUUUCAUCAUUCGUCAGGCCAAUAUCUGAGUGGUCAAACGGCAUUCUAUUCGGCGCCAUUGGGACAUUCCUCAAGUCCGAAUCAUUCAACUCAAGUGAUCUUGCAAAAUCAGUUGUUGCAUUCCAAUGACAGUUUACCGGUAACAGUAGCACAAACAUCGCAUGUACAGCAUAAUAAUUCACCUACACAAGUACCCGUCUAUACCACCAAAAUACAGACCUAUCCAUCAGUUUCCACUGCUGUACAACCGUUUUCGUUGAUGAGUCGAACACGUCCAUUGUUAUGCAGUCAAACAAUUGAUUCAGCCGCUUGUCUAUCGGCAUUAGACAAUCGUCGUAAAACAUUUCGAGCUCGUGCAUCACUGGGUGUCACUGUAGCAUCUGCUCCAUCUGUCGAUAAAGAAGAGUAUCGUAGUCCAGCUCCAGAAUUCAGUAAAUUUUGUAAAUCUUUUGACUAUGGUGCAUCAUCGCCAAGAAGUGCAUUGAAUGCCAGCGACAAUAAUGCCUUAGUAACGGUAAAAAAAAAUUAG
Messenger RNA from Enterobius vermicularis (human pinworm), 717 nucleotides. NCBI's taxonomy places the organism in Eukaryota, Metazoa, Nematoda, Chromadorea, Rhabditida, Oxyuridae. The record is from the annotation of a GenBank genome assembly.